This is a messenger RNA of Rotaria socialis, 246 nucleotides long. NCBI's taxonomy places the organism in Eukaryota, Metazoa, Rotifera, Eurotatoria, Philodinida, Philodinidae. The record is from the annotation of a GenBank genome assembly.
AUGAAUAGGUCGGCUGUUUAUUAUCACACUGGUUAUAUUCCCGAACAUUAUAUCAAUGAAAAAUGUUGGUACGUACGUGAACAAAUUGAAAAAUCACGUGCUGUUAAAUGUCCAACAGUUCGAUCACAAUUAGCAGGUUGUAAAAUUGUUCAAGAAUAUUUAACACAUGAAAAUAUCAUUGAAAAAUAUAUUAAUGAUGAAAAUUUGUCGAAAAAUAUACGUUCAACAUUUGCAUUAAUAAAAUAG